GGCGGGGUCCCGGGGUCCCUGAAAGGCUCGGACCCGGCGGGACCCACCCAGUCCGGCGCUCCUGUCUGCUCCCGCCCAGCCGCCCGCCCCGGACCCGCCGCCGCCAUGCCCAAGUGCCCCAAGUGCGCCAAGGAGGUGUACUUCGCUGAGCGGGUGACCUCCCUGGGGAAGGACUGGCACCGGCCUUGCCUGAAGUGUGAGAAAUGUGGAAAGACGCUGACCUCAGGGAGCCACGCCGAGCAUGAAGGCAAGCCCUAUUGCAACCACCCCUGCUAUGCGGCCAUGUUCGGGCCCAAAGGCUUUGGGCGGGGUGGAGCUGAGAGUCACACUUUCAAGUAAACCAGG
Molecule: messenger RNA, 345 nt
Organism: Ceratotherium simum simum (southern white rhinoceros)
Lineage: Eukaryota; Metazoa; Chordata; Mammalia; Perissodactyla; Rhinocerotidae
Gene: CRIP1
Product: cysteine rich protein 1
Biological process (GO): intrinsic apoptotic signaling pathway in response to DNA damage; regulation of gene expression
Molecular function (GO): zinc ion binding
Source: RefSeq, a predicted model, not a curated record